GAUCCAGUCAUGUGGGACACCAUGGCAUGUGAUGCCGAUUUACUUUCUGAAGUAUUUAAAUUUCCACCAACUGUAAACACAACGGCUUUAGUCAACGCUUUGUGUGGCGCGAACUUCACAGGUCUCGCUAAUGCACUUGCCGAGGAUUUGAAUGUACAUCGGUUGUUGAAGCUGCUUGAUCCAGCUACAAUGGAGUACCCAAUGCCACCAGUUGAUUGGGUGGAUGUAAUCUACAAGAUGCUUGGUGUGUAUGAAAAAUUGAUGAAUACAAUGAACUCAACAAUGCCCAUCGCAGUACCACCAAUGUUUGGAGACAUGUCGCUGUUCAAUUUCAACUCUUCAGAUAUAUGGGCUGACCUCAGUCGUCUGCUGGGUGAUAAUAUGACAAUGGUAGACCCUAUGAGCUUUGGUCCAAUACUGGAUGAACUAAUAGCAAUAUUCAGUGUAAACGAUACCGUCUCAGAGUACAUUGAAUCGAUUAGCCAAUUGAGUGAAUGGAUAACCAGUGAAUUAGAAGGUAUAUCAAGCAAACCAAUGACUCUGGGUAACUUGUUUAUGAACACAAGUGCAUUGUCUAAUGUGUUAGAGGAGAGUUUCUCCCUCACACCAGAUCUGAUAGACUCGCUGUUUGAAAUGGAAUUAUCACCAGCACAGUUGACACAACUUCUUACUAGUGAGUCAGAACAACUUGCAGCUCAGUUAUGCAACCACACAAUACCUGAUAUGUCAAUGAUGUACAUGGCGGAAGAGAUACCUGAAGACCUUCGAGCGGCUUUAUGCGAUACCAACACUACUCAACUAUUGGAAGAACUGAUUGGGCAAUUGGACAUGAUGAACAUUUUGACUGAGUUCUGGGGACUGUGGAACGUAACCAAGGACGAGUUUGAUAACACAAGAUCAAACCUGACGAAUGAGAUCGAUAAGAUAUUACGAUUGUUGAAUGGAUUCGAAACGCUACUGACCGACCCACUGGCGAUCAAUGAAGAGUUUUUGAAGAUGUUCAAUGUAUCAACACUUGACGAAUUAGUAGGACAAUUUGAAGACUACAUCAAUGGUGUGAUGAGUAACCAAAGCAUACCAAGCGUGGUUGAUAUGCUACAACAAAUUGAAAAUGGUCUAAAGUACACGGAAAUCUGGGGAUUAAUCCAGCCGCAGUUGGAAGUGUUUAAUCUAAUUAUUGAGGGCAUGGUGGAACAGCUACAAGCUGACUUUGAUUCCCAGAUGUUGAUAGGGGAAUUCCACUUUGCUAUGGCAGUAUAUCGAAGACGCAUUGGAUGCAAGUCAAUACCCAAUGGAUCAGACAUUGCUUGCAAAUUUGUUUGAUGUUUGGAAGCUGGCUGAUAUAUACAACACGGGACGAUGGAAUGAGGUGUUCUGUGACCUUGAUGCGUUUGUUGAUUUUUUUCCUUAUACUGAACCAUUCAACGUUACUGCUAUUCAAACUAAAAUGUGCACCCU
Molecule: messenger RNA, 1458 nt
Organism: Saccoglossus kowalevskii
Lineage: Eukaryota; Metazoa; Hemichordata; Enteropneusta; Harrimaniidae
Source: RefSeq, a predicted model, not a curated record